UGACGAAGGUGGGCAGCAUCUUGACGGUGGCGGUGGGGCUGGUGUCGCGGCCGAGCCCGUUCUCCAUUUCCCUGCGGAACCGGUUCAUGAUGUCCCUCAGCGUCUCGUCCGAGAAACGCAUGGAGUACAGGAUCUCCUGAUGUAUGAAGGCAGAAGGUGGAUCAUCCUCUGGUGUCAGUUCAUCAGGACAGUUGCAGAAAUCAAGCUCUAAAUCGGUGAGCCAGGUGCAGGCCCAGGCCACAGAGGCUAUGGCGGAACCAGCCUAUACCAUGCCGGUGUUUCGGCAGAGGACUGCGGAGGAGGGGACUGAGGAGUACCAGCGAGUGAGCACGAAUGUUGGGAAAGGACUGACUGUGAUUCAGGAGGAGCUCCACAGGAUGAGGAUGGCCACCAAGGCUCAGGUGGAUAGUCUCGCUAUCCAGAGAGAGGUUAAGGAGAUGAUGUACAAGAGGACGGAUCUGUUAGAUGAUAUCCCCAAGAUGCCGGACUUCAUCGUUGCCCUGCGGCCCCACACCGUGUGGGAGAAGACUCCCGUCAAACUGUUCUGCACUGUGCAGGGAAACCCGAGGCCCGUUGUCAAAUGGUAUAAAGGAGCAGCGCCAGUCAACCCACUGAAUGCUCCUGGAAAGUACAAGAUUGAAAACAAGUAUGGAGUCCACAGUUUGAUCAUUAGCAGGUGCGCUGUGAGCGACACUGGAGAGUACCGGGCUGUCGCCACCAAUGCUCACGGCACCACGACCAGCAAGGCCACAGUCACCGUGAAGAGACCAGCAGGAGCCGGAGAGUCCAGCCAUCUGGGUUUAGUGCCCCACCUGACUGAGAUCCAUGCCAGUAAGCUGGAGGUGAGCCUCCUCGACCGGUUCUCAGUAAGCUUCGGUGUGGAGGGCGGCUCCAUCAGCCUGGUGUGCACCAUGGUGGUGGUCCCCGACCUGCCCAACCUGCCCCCCCUCGCCCAGUGGUACAGAGACGAUAAACUGCUGAAACCAGGUAAACUGGUGGAGAUGUCUGUGGGAGGAGGUGUGGCCCGUCUGACGCUGCCUCAUCUGGCCAAGGACGACGAGGGUCUCUACACCCUCCGCAUCUUCACCAAGGACGGUACCGCCGAGCACAGCGCCUACCUGUUCGUCUCAGAUGCCGCCCCCUCCUCGGCCGGGGCUCCUGGCGCACCUAUGAGUGUGAAGGCUUAUGACAUCAACUCGGACUAUGUCCUGGUUGCCUGGAAACCCCCCAACACCGUCAACGAGGCGGCGAUCACCGGAUACUUUGUGGACCGCUGUGAAUCUGGCAGCGACACCUGGGUCCAGUGCAACGACGCCCCUGUGAAGGUUUGUAAAUACCCGGUGCACGGCCUGAAAGUGGGGCGCUCCUACCACUUCAGGGUCCGCGCCGUGAACAGCGCCGGCAUCAGCAGGCCGUCCCGCAAGUCGGACAAAGUGACCGCCCUGGACGAGGCGGAGAGCGCCAGGCUGCAAGUGAUUAAAAUUGAAGGGAAAUACGACAUAGUGAUCAAGGAUGAUGACCUGGAAGGCUACGUAACGAUCCCGGGGGAGCCCACCGACGUGCAUGCAUCGGAGAUUUUCAAAUCGUACGUGGUGCUGAGCUGGAAGCCUCCCAGUCCCCGUGGACGAGCUCCGCUGUGGUACGUCAUCGAGAAGUGCUUAGCAGGCACUGGAGCGUGGCAGCGGAUCAACACGGCGGUUGAACUGCGUUCUCCCCGUUAUCCGGUUUUUGAUUUGCAAGAUGGGCAAAAGUACCAGUUCAGAGUGUACUCGGUCAACAUGUACGGCUCCAGCGAGGCGUCGGUGCCCUCUGAGCCCGUCCAGAAGGUGGACCAGGAUGGCGUCCCCUCUGCUCCCGGUAUGGUCAUCGCCACCAGGAACACCAAGUCGUCCGUGUUUGUGCAGUGGGACGCUCCCAAACUUCUGAAGAACCUGAUGGGAUAUUACAUCGACGGCCGCGUCGUCGGAUCCAAGGAGUGGUUCCCCUGCAACCACAAACCCUUUAAACACUCCAGGUUUGUGGUCCACGGUCUGAUCCCAGGAGAGAGCUACACGUUCCGCGUCCAAGCCGUCAACGUGUUCGGCCUCAGUGAGGAGUCUCAGGAGUCCUCCCCCAUCGCCGUGGAGCCAGCCCUCGCAACUCCCAGCGCUCCCUUCGGCAUCACCAUGCUGAGCUCUGACGGCGCCUCCAUCACUUUGGCCUGGAAGAAACCCAAACACCACGGCGGCUCCAAGGUCAACGCCUACUACAUCGACAAGAGGGACGCUGACACUUUGGCCUGGAAGGAGUUCAACCUGACGGCCGUCACGGAGAGAAUGUGCACUGUCGACAAUCUGAAGGACGGAACCUUCUACGAGUUCAAGGUCCAGGCCGCCAACAUGGCCGGCGUCGGCCUGCCCUCAGCUCCCAGCUACCCCAUGAAGUGUGAAGCUUGGACCAUGGAAGAGCCAGGGCCAGCUUACGACCUGGGCUUCAGUGAGGUGAGAAGUCACUCCCUGGUCCUCCUGUGGAAGGCUCCAGUCUACGUGGGAGCCAGCUCUGUCACUGGAUACCUGGUGGACAUGGCCAAAAAGGGCUCCUCUGAGUUUGUUACCCUGACUGAGGAAGCUGUGAGCCACCGUUACCUGCAGGUGUCUGGUCUGGAGGAAGGAGAAACCUACGUGUUCAGAGUUCGUUCUGUCAAUGCGCAGGGUGUCGGAAAACCUUCCCAGCUGUCUGAGCCGGUCUGUGCCAGAGCUCUUCCAGGCACCAACGAGAUUUUGGCGAGUGUGGACGAGGAGACCGGAGACGUCUUCCUGUCUCUGGAGGCAUGUGAGAUCUCCGAGACUUCCAAGUUUGUGUGGUCGAAGAACUACAAAGUCAUCGGGGACUGCCCCAGGGUUUCCGUCACAGACAAGGGCAGAACCUCCAGACUGACUUUCACCAACCCCGAUAAAGACGAUCUGGGUAGAUACUCUGUGGUCGUCACUGACACAGAUGGAGUCUCUGCCAGCCACACUCUGACUGAGGACGCCCUGAACACCAUGUUGGAGCUCAGCUAUGCCAUCAGACAUCCAAUUGUUCCUCUGAAACACGGUCUGAACUACGAGAUUUUGGAGAAGGGUCACGUGCGCUUCUGGGUGCAGGCCGUCAAACUGUCCCCGUCCGUAUCCUACAGGUUCAUCGUUAACGACAAGGAGGUCAAAACUGGAGAGGGAGUCAAGAUCAGUCACGACGUGGCCACAGGAAUCAUCCAGAUGACGGUGGAAACUUUCACCAGAGCCAACGAGGGAACCUACACCGUCCAGAUCCACGACGGCAAGGCCAAAACCCAGAGCUCCCUUGUCCUGGUGGGAGACGUGUUCAAAGUUGCUCUGAGGGAGGCCGAGUUUCAGAGGAAAGAGCACAUCAGGAAACAAGGUCCUCAUUUCUCUGAGUAUCUGUACUUCACUGUCACUGAGGAUUGCACUGUCAUGCUCGCCUGCAAGGUGGCUAAUGUGAAGAAGGAGACGUCCUUCCACUGGUACAAAGAGGACGAUGAGAUCGUUCCAGAAACUCCUCCAAAUGUCCUCUCCGGAGCCUGCGCUCUCCCCAUCCCUCUGUUCUCCAGAAAGGAUCAGGGCGUCUUCAAGGCCGUGCUGAGUGACGACAGAGGAAAGGACACGUCUGCCUUCGACAUCUCAGGAAAAGUGUUUGAUGACAUCAUCAAUGCCCUCGCCCAGAAUGCUGGUGCGUCUGCCUCUGAGCUGGUGCUGCAGUGUACACCAGAGGGCAUCAGGCUGCAGUGCUACAUGAACUACUACACAGAAGAGAUGAAGACUGUCUGGAAACACAAGGAGAGUAAGAUCGCCUCCUCUGAGAAGAUGAGGAUCGGAGGCACAGCGGAGAUGGCCUGGAUGCAGAUCUGUGACCCGUCCGACAAGGAGAAGGGAAAAUACACCAUCGAGAUCUCCGACGGUGUGCAGACCCACGCCAGGACCUUCGACCUCUCCGGACAAGCAUACACCGAUGCCUAUGAGGAGUACCUUAGACUCAAGGCAGCUGCAUUUGCAGAGAAGAACCGUGGCAGAGUGGUCGGCGGUCUGCCUGACGUCGUCACUAUUAUGGAACAGAAGUCUCUGAGCCUGACCUGCACCGUGUGGGGCGAGCCGACCCCCGAGGUCUCCUGGUUCAAGAACGAGCAGGAAGUCUCCUCCAGCGAGCACACCAAGGUCACGUUCGAGGGCGGCAAGUUCGCCAGCAUGGUCAUCAACAAGGUCACCCCCGACGACUCCGGCAAGUACAGCAUCAACGUGCGGAACAAGUACGGCGGCGAGUUCGUUGAGAUCACCGUCAGCGUCUACAGGCACGGCGAGCAGAUCCCCGAGCCCAAACUGGGACAGCCCAAGACGGCCGCCUCCACGCCUGUGCCGCCAAAGUCCCCUGCCCCCCCGUCCAAGACCCCGACCCCGGUCCCCUCCAAGUCCCAGACCCCGAUGUCCAUGAAGAGCCCGACUCCAGCCUCCACCCCCGCCUCCACCCCGGUCCCCAAGUCUCCAACCCCGACCCCCAAGUCUCCAACUCCCCAAUCCCGCGGCGCCAAGUCGCCCACCCCACCCAGGUUCAUGAAGUCUCCGACCCCACCGAGGAAGUAAAACCGGUGGUGACGUCUGAGGGGGAAACGUUUGCUGUCUGCUGAUUUAAAACGUUAUUGUGUGAAACAGCAAGGUGUUAGAGUUUAUGUAGAUGAUGUUAAAAGUCCACGACCACUUCCAGAGAACGACUUCUAACCAGUCUGACGGUUCUCCAUCAUUUCUGAGAACUAGUUCAUACUGAGGGACUUCUACAGCGGCUACACUAGAUUUCAUUUUCAGUAUUAUUCAACAGGCCACUUUGCUUUUGACAGGCGUAAAAAAUAAGAAAAAUAUGACAAAAAUUAAAAAAAAAAAAAACAGGGUAGAUGUUCGUGUUUAAUGUUAUAAAAGCUGCACCUUCCACUGUCAGUGGAAAGACUUUAUACAGGGAUAAUUCCUGCUUACUACAACUUAUUAAAAUCAUUCAUUUCUAUCAGAGGGCAUGUAAGUCAGACAAACACACAGGUUAAACAAACUUAUUUGGAAGGGAAAUCAAGGUAAAAUUGUCGCCCAGACUGUCCAUUGUUUGCAGAAAGUUUCCUGCACACUGAGCGAUAAUUAUUAACAUUUUCAGGUGGGAUUACUUUGAGUUUUACCUCCAAAAAAAUUGUUUAGAUGAGGUUUGUUCCCAUAUUUUAGUAGUUAUCAUAACCAGUAAAAACGAAGACUAAAACUAUAGAAAUGAGACUAAAGUUGUGAUAAACUGGAUUGCUCUUUGACCUGGAGGACCUGGGGGCAUGUUGUUGGGUGGGAAAUCAACACCAGACACCAGAUUAUUUUUUGUUUUUCUCUCUAGUGUGGUAGUGUUUUUUUCCUCUUACCAGCAAGUUAAUUCACUCCCAGGUAUCUUUCAUCAUUUGGAGAUCCUGUGAAUAGAAAUAUUCACUCCUGAUCUCUGUCCAUCUGUCUGUCACAUGUUGUAUUUCCCCCUGAUGCUUUGUGAUGGCAAUAAACUUUGCUUAUCCACUUA
Messenger RNA from Centropristis striata (black sea bass), 5562 nucleotides. RefSeq names its product myomesin 2a (gene myom2a). Lineage: Eukaryota; Metazoa; Chordata; Actinopteri; Perciformes; Serranidae. The record is from RefSeq and is a predicted model, not a curated record. Gene Ontology annotation, molecular function: protein binding. Bases 144 to 4613 code for a protein of 1489 amino acids. The transcript is spliced from 37 exons.